AUAUACUGAUACCCAGAAUACAUCAGUUGUAGCGGGAAGUGAUGUUGUUUUGGAGUGUACGGGUAGCGCAUCAGGGUUGUUCACCUGGUACAUAGGUAGUAGCAGAGAGUAUGUUGCGGAUUUUCAAGGAAACUCUGGACCAUGCGGUUUUCGCCUCGGAGAAUCACUUCUGCCAGGCCUGACACUGGGAAACACGGACUGCAGUAAACAUGCUCUCAAAAUCUCCAACAUCAGCAACGUGCACGAUGGAAUUUGGAGUUGCACAUCAAAUGAGUACUCAACCAAGAGCAUCCAUGUCCAUGUUGUGGCGCCACCGGCAGAACAAACAACUUUAAAAACAACGAGUCUGACAUCGUCAACAAGGGCAAAAGUGGCAUCAACAUCAACAGCUCAAGCCACGACUACGUCCAGUGUCCCCGGACAAACAACUGAAGUAACAACGACUACGUCAUCGUCAACAAGGGCAAAAGUGGCAUCAACAUCAACAGCUCAAACCACGACUACGUCCAGUGUCCCCGGAUCUACUCACUCAACAAAUAAACCUACAACCUCUGUAACGGUUAGAAGCAGUCCUGGGUACAAGAUUCAAAGCAGAACCAAAGACUCUACAAAUCCCCAAACACCCCCCGUAAACUCCAUGCUUCCCCUGCUUGGCGGAACCAUUGGCGGCGCUCUGUUUCUACUUGCUGCCGUCAUCGCCGUCUGCUGCUUACUCCGAUCAAGGAAACAGAGGCACACCGAUGGCUCUGCUGUGCGGCCUAGCAAAGGUCAUUACAGAAAUCAAGAUCCGGAACAGGGAGAAGAUGCGGUGAUGGAGGGUAACCCCCUCUACAGCAGCUACGAUGGGGGCGUGGAUUAUGCCCAUAUAGGUGGGGCCAGACAGACAGCCAGCACUAAGGACCCCCAGGCGUCCCCUGGUACAUCUCAUGAGGUUGCAGACAUAUACGCCAUCCCGGAUAAACAGCGUCCAUCAACACUGAAUGACCCCCAGGCGUCCCCUGGUACAUCUCAGGAGGUUGCAGACAUAUACGCCAUCCCGGAUAAACAGCGUCCAUCAACACUGAAUGACCCCCAGGCGUCCCCUGGUACAUCUCAGGAGGUUGCAGACAUAUACGCCAUCCCGGAUAAACAGCGUUCAUCAACACUGAAUGAUUACCAUUGUUUCUUGAAGCGGAGGCCGUUGCCUGUGAUGUGUACAGCGUCGUACAGAAACAACCCAAGUCGGAAGGCCAGGGAAUGUCACACCAACCGACGGACAAAGAUGCGGAGGCCGUUGCCUGUGAUGUGUACAGCGUCGUACAGAAACAACCCAAGUCGGAAGGCCGGGGAAUGUCACACCAGCCGACGGACAAAGAUGAUGGGGCUGCUGAAUGUGAUGUGUACAGCGUGGUACAGAAACAGCCCCAGUGAGAGGGUCGGGCAGUGUCAGUCCACUCGACAGACAAGGGAGGUGAGGUGUCUGAGCUGUACAGCUAGGUGUAGAAGCCACAAGAUCAUGGGUAGUAAGACAAGAUCAAGACUGUGAAGUGGACUGUGAAGUGGACUGUGGGGUUGACUGUGAAGUGGAAUGUGGGGUGGACUGGGGGGUGGACUGUGAAGUGGACUGUGAAGUGGACUCCGGGGUGGACUUUGAGGUGGACUGUGAGGUGGACAGUGUGGUGCAGCUUCUCUUUUGUGAAUUAUUUUCUUUUUUAUCUUUUUAUGAUAAUUACCAAUUUAUUGUUAUUCUGCACAGAUAAUUCAGGUCCAACGGGGCACAGUUUAGUAGAAACAAUGCUGAGAAAGAACAUGCCACAAGACAAACCAGGAGCAGAUGAGUUGGACCUGUAGCUAUCUACCGUUAGACAACAUAUUCAGUGUACAGCUAUUCUAUUCUUCUAAACCAAACAGAUGAUAAAUAACACGGAUCGGAUGUUUGUCACACCCAAUUUAUCUAUUGCAACGUGUUGUCACAUAGCCUCUGAAGUAAAUUAUUAUGGCUUUCUGCAGUUUGUAUUCUGUGUGCUAUGACAAUUUAUCAUCCAAUAAUGGCUUCCACAGGAAAUAUUGCUUGAGUAUGUGUUAUGAGAUAUCGUUACAAUGGAACUGCAUCACAAUGCUUUGCAUACCAUUGUGACGUCAUCGGUACAAUGCCUUCACUAAUCUACCACAGAAGCUGGUUAGCUGUAGUUUAUACACUCAAGACACUGGUUAGUACUGUUUGCAUUGGCAAAAGGCUAGAAGAUUGAUUCAGGAUGAUAAGAAUAAUCUCACCCGCGUGUCUUUUGAUAUCAAAUAUAUCAA
This is a messenger RNA of Haliotis rufescens (red abalone), 2283 nucleotides long. RefSeq lists its product as uncharacterized. NCBI's taxonomy places the organism in Eukaryota, Metazoa, Mollusca, Gastropoda, Lepetellida, Haliotidae. The transcript has 12 exons. The record is from RefSeq and is a predicted model, not a curated record. The coding region runs from base 638 to 1525 and encodes 295 amino acids.